AUCAUUUCCGGUAUACAGUCAGCUCCGGUUUUAUGUAGGCAAAGCCAGUUCUCUGCCUCUACAGCGCUUCUGCAACAUGAUAUUCCCAACCUCCAUCCUAGGGCUGAUGCCUCCCCCCCCAGCAGCAACCCCAGCUCUGAUUAGGCAAGAGCAGCAUAUCCUGCAAAGGCAGCAGGGGCAAAAAGCCGGUAUGCUGAGGGAGGCAGGCGAGCUGGCUCUGUGCCACACGCUUGCACUUGUGACAGUGCCUCCACUGGCUGCCUGACCUUCAGGGAGCAAAGAGGAGAGCUGGGGCGAGAAGGCAACCGCCCCCCGUCCCUGUUCUCGGUGCUUUGGGCAAACAGCACCGGUACCAAUCAGCCAAGACAACAGCGUGGCGAGGUGGUCUCGUUCCCGAGCUGGCUGGCCUGUCAUCCCCUGUCCUCCAUCACAUGCAGCUGCAGAGAAGCGGACACUCACCUUGAGCAGGUGACUUUUCAUAUCCUGUGAUGGCAGGAGAAAAUUGUGCAAUAGAUGUCCUCUUACAAGCACUGCAAGACCUUUUACCUGAGGAUUUUCUAAAGUUUAAGAAUAAAUUAUCAUACAUUAGUUACAAAGAAAGAUGGAAUAUCCCCAAGAAUUCAUUGGAAAAAGCCAGCCAUGCUUACACACUUGUCAACUGCAUGAAAGAGCACUAUGGAGAAGACAUUGCAAUGGAGAUAGCAACUGGUGUGUUUGAAGAGAUGAACCGGAGAGACCUCGCUGAUAAAAUCCAAGAUGAGAAAGUCAAAGAGUACAAACAGAAAUACAGAGCGCACGUGAUAAGAGAGUUCCUUGCGUAUAAAGAGGUAAAUGCUUGUCUCGGUGAGAACCUGACCAUAAGUAGCCGAUACACCAACCUGAUGAUUGUUAUAAAGCUUCACACCAAAAGGGAAGAACAGGAAACCAGUGGUGUAAGCCAGAGACAUGCAGACACCAGCAAAGAGCAAGCUAACACUGCUGUUACUGUGGCACAACUGUUUCAACCUGAUGAAGAAGGACAAGCACCACACACCAUUGUGCUGGUGGGAGCUGCAGGGAUGGGAAAGACAAUGACAAUGAGGAAGACUAUGGUGGAGUGGGCAGAAGGAGUCCUUUAUACACAGUUUGAGUAUGUUUUCUACCUCAACUGUAAAGAAAUUAGUCUGACUAAAGGAAUGAGUGCUGCAGACUUUAUUUCAAAAUGCUGUCCCCAUAGAAGUACACCAAUUGGAAAGAUUCUGAAUAGCCAAAAAAAGGUCCUGCUCCUUAUUGAUGGCUUGGAAUACCUGAGAUUUUCUUUGCUUCAGCCAGAAGAUGACCUGAGCUGUGAUCCCAGGGAAGAGAAGCCACUGGAAACCACUCUGACCAGUUUAUUUAAGAAAAUUAUUCUCCCUGAAUCCUCCUUGCUGAUCACUACGAGGCCAACGGCCCUCCAGACUCUGGGGCGGUGCUUAGAGGGCAAGCAUUAUGCAGAAAUAUUGGGCUUCUCAGCAGCUGCAAGGGAGGAAUAUUUCCACAGGUUUUUUGACACUGAUGAUAAAGCAGAUACAGCCUUGAGGUUUGUCAAAGGAAACAAAAUACUUUUCACCAUGUGCCUUGUCCCCAUCAUGAGUUGGACUGUCUGCACUGUGCUGAAACAAGAACUUUAGAAGAAGAAAAAUCUUACAGCAAGUUCUAAAACAACCACAAGAAUGUAUGUGUUUUACCUUUCCAGAUUACUGAAGAGCAGAGCAGGUGACAGCAAACAGGACCUGCAGCAGUUCCUGCGCAAACUUUGCUGCUUGGCUGCUGAUGGGAUGUGGAUACACAAGGUGCUGUUUGAGGAAAAGGAAAUCAAGGAGCGGGGCUUAGAUCAGCCAGACCUUCUCUCCCUCUUCCUCAAUGAGAACAUUUUAAAGAAAGGCACAGACCACGGGAAUGUCUACAGCUUCAUUCACUUGCACCUCCAGGAGUUCUUCGCAGCAAUGUUUUACGUCCUAGAGGAUGAGGAGGAGACAGUAGGCAACUCGGGGACUCAUGCGAAGGACAUAAAAAUCUUACUUGAAAACUAUAGCAAAUCUAGAAAGGAUUUGAUGUUAACAAUGAGUUUCUUGUUUGGUCUGGUAAAUGGAAAAUCCAUAGAAUACAUGGACCAAAAAUUUGGGUGUAGACUUUCACCAAAAUUUAAGGAAGCUAUGCUGAGAUCAAUUCAAACAAGGCCUAGAGGAAUUUCACCUCCAGGUAAAGGGACAACAAAGAUUGAGGAGUUGGCUAUUUUUCACUGUUUGUUUGAGAUUUACAAAGAAGACUUUGUGAAGCGUGCCUUGAAUUGUUUCACUGGGAUAGACUUGCAUGACAUCAAGCUGACUCCAUAUGAUCAAAUGGCUCUUUCGUUCUGCAUCAAGCAGUGGACUGGACUGGACUCAGUGACUUUCAAAGGGUGCUCCUUUGAACAGCAAGAUUUCGAGGAAAAGUUAGUCACAGGCGCCACACCAGAGUUAUAUUGGUUGCACUGGUGCGGCCUCACAGAGGGCUGCUGCGAGGACCUCGCCAGGCUGCUGGCCAUGCACCCCAGCCUGGACCAGCUGGAGCUAGGUGACAGCAAGCUGGGUGACAGCAGUGUGCGGCUGCUGUGCGAGGGGCUGCGGCAGCCCGCCUGCCGGCUGCGGGCCCUGCGGCUGUGGUACUUCUGCUUCACAAGUGCCUGCUGUGAGGAUCUUGCCACUGUACUCAGCACCAGCCGGCACCUGAUGGAACUGGAUUUGUCCUGUAAUGAUGAGCUGAGAGAUGCGGGCGUGCAGCUGCUGUGUGAAGGGCUCCAGCAUCCCGCCUGCCAGCUGCAGACACUGAGAUUGGGGAGCUGUCGCCUCACUGGCACGUGCUGUGGGGACUUGGCUGCUCUGCUCUUUGUCAACCAGAGCUUGACCUGCCUGGAUCUGAGUGAUAACGAGCUUGGAGGUGCUGGGGUGCAGCAGCUCUGCCAGCUACUGAAGUAUCCUGCCUGCCAGCUGCAGAGAGUGGGAUUGAACACAUCUGGACUAAAGGAAGAAACACAGCAGGAGCUGGUUGCGCUCAAGAGAAUAAAGCCCAACCUGAAGAUAGGGUAUUUUUAGCAAGAUGCCCUGCAGCCAAGGCGUAUGGCCCAGUUGCCCUCUCACCGGGGAGUCCUGUUAGGCAGAGGUGGAGGAAGGGCCGGGAAGCUGUUUCCUUCUUUUAUGGGAGAUCCUUUUUACAACAGGAAUAGUUUCUAGCAUGUAUUGUAGGGAUUUGAUCAGUGCUCCUGAAAAGGAUGGGAGAUGUCCCUGGGAUUUGAAUCUUGUCGUGCAUGAUGGAAGCUGCAACAUGGUCCUGUGUGGAUCUGCUGGGGAUUUGGGGCAGAGCAACUAUGCAGGGGAUAAGGCCAUGGAUGAGAAUGCAGGUGAGUCCGGCGGCU
Messenger RNA from Dromaius novaehollandiae (emu), 3412 nucleotides. Its product is annotated as NACHT, LRR and PYD domains-containing protein 3-like. NCBI's taxonomy places the organism in Eukaryota, Metazoa, Chordata, Aves, Casuariiformes, Dromaiidae. Gene Ontology annotation, molecular function: protein binding. Gene Ontology annotation, cellular component: cytoplasm. The record is from RefSeq and is a predicted model, not a curated record.